Messenger RNA from Branchiostoma floridae (Florida lancelet), 885 nucleotides. Its product is annotated as neutral cholesterol ester hydrolase 1-like. Gene Ontology annotation, molecular function: triacylglycerol lipase activity; sterol ester esterase activity. Gene Ontology annotation, biological process: triglyceride catabolic process. Bases 1 to 885 code for a protein of 294 amino acids. Lineage: Eukaryota; Metazoa; Chordata; Leptocardii; Amphioxiformes; Branchiostomatidae. The record is from RefSeq and is a predicted model, not a curated record. The transcript has 2 exons. Gene Ontology annotation, cellular component: cytosol.
AUGACUUCUGUGUCAGGUUUGCACCUUAUCGUACCUGGUGGAGGAUUGUACAGCACGCCGGUGAUGAUGCUGUUAACCCCUCUCGGCAGACGAUCUGGGCGUAUCCUAAGCCACAGUUAUAGGCUGGCGCCUGAGUACAAGUUUCCCGUACCAUUGGAAGAUUGCCUCCACGCUACAAAAUACUUCCUACACCACGCCCGAGAGUACGGUGUAGACCCUACCCGUGUGGGUGUAGCAGGAGAUAGUACAGGGGGAAACCUAGCAGCGGCAGUGGCUUUAAAACUGGCACUAGAAACCAGCAACAACGCCUGUCCCCUCAAGCUACAAGCCCUGGUCUACCCUGCUCUACAGGCCUUAGAUUUUCAGACAACUUCGCACAGAACGAGGGAGACACCGUGGUUGGAUACGCUAUCCCAUGCGUCAAGCUGUAGCUUGUAUCUGACUGGUAACAUCUCUUGGGCCAAGAGAUUUGUGAGUAACACUCACAUAAGCGACUGUUUAAAAACGUCUCGAUUCGCCGGCUAUGUAGACCGACACCUUAUCGAUCCCUCCCUUCCCAAAAUGGCCCUAACGGAUGACGUCAUUAUCGACCUGCCAGAAGAAAUCAAGGAUAUCGUAAACCCCUAUUUCAGCCCUCUCAUGGCAGAGGAUAGCCAGCUGACAGGGUUUCCAAACACCUGUAUUCUGGUUUGUGAGUUUGACGUGCUCAGAGAUGACGGUAUCAUGUUUGCCGAACGUCUGGAGCAGGUUGGGGUUAGGGUCAGACUGGAACACUUUCAGAAAGGUUUCCACGGUGUCCUAAAUCUUAUAAGAAAACCGCUAGAGUUUCAAGUUGGGAAGGAGAUGAUGAAAAGUCUGGUGUCAUUUCUGAAUGAAAAUCUAUAA